This is a messenger RNA of Pelmatolapia mariae (spotted tilapia), 1653 nucleotides long. RefSeq names its product CTD (carboxy-terminal domain, RNA polymerase II, polypeptide A) small phosphatase like 3 (gene ctdspl3). The transcript has 11 exons. Bases 116 to 1252 code for a protein of 378 amino acids. Gene Ontology annotation, molecular function: phosphoprotein phosphatase activity. The record is from RefSeq and is a predicted model, not a curated record. Lineage: Eukaryota; Metazoa; Chordata; Actinopteri; Cichliformes; Cichlidae.
UCUAGCUUCUGUUUGGUGCUUGAACAGCGAAGCGUCGGAUUGAGAGCGAUUAUCUUCGUUACAGUGGCAAGUGUUACGUUUAGAUGUUAACAAACCCCCACGUAAAGAAAAAAAAAUGAGACUUAGGUCUCAGAAAACCGUUGCUGCUUGUCCGGAGACACCGAGGCGUUCCCGUCGACGGUCUAACGGGAAAAGGAGUCGAUCGCGCCUGUCCGGGUCGGAGAUUGAAAGUCCGCUUCAAACCAAGGAUGAAGAGACUGUGAAUAAAGACUCAGAGGAUGAAGUUCCCACUAUGGUGAGGCGACCGCUGCCUCGUGGCCGGGCGAGAAAGAGGGCUAUUGCUGUGAAUGACCAAGAAUCAGAUUUGACCUUCAAGACUCCAGUCCGUCCCAUCAUGCACCACGAGCGCAUACUGUCAGAGAUCGACCUGGUGACUCCGCGUAACGCGACAACAGCUAGAAACAUCUACUCACCCAUUGUGCGUUUCCUCACACCCAGCAAAGAAAAUUUGAAGUACGCAGGAACGGGUACCAGUGUACUGAUGAGCCCAGAACACGGUGUGUUCGGUUGUGGCUCCAUUGACCUUCUGGGUGGAGACGAGGACGAUGACAUCUUUGAUCCCUUUACGUUCAUCAAGAACAUGCCGUCGCAGUCCCAGCAUUCCAGACCUGCUCUUCUAGAUAUUCCUCCGAAGACCAGAAGCACCCCAGAGGGAACGCUGGUGGUCGAUCUUGAGGAGACCCUGAUGUUCAGCUCUCUGAAUGUGAUCGAAGAUGCAGAGUACACCUUCCAUGCAGCUUUCCAGGACCAUCAGUACAAGGUAUACAUGGUGCUACGACCACAUGUGAAGGAGUUCCUGCAGGCCAUGGCAAAAAUCUACGAGCUGUUCGUUUACACAUGUGCGAAGAGGGAAUAUGCCGAGAAGAUCCUGGACAUCCUGGACCCGCAGAGAAAGCUGUUUCGACACCGGCUGUAUCAGGACGACUGUGCCUGUGUUCUUGGCCACUACAUCAAAGAUCUCAGCAUCCUCGGGAGGGAUCUGAAGAAGACGGUGGUUCUGGAUAAUGCACCCCACACAUAUCCAUAUAAUUUGUUGAACACGAUUCCCAUCAAGAGCUGGUCUGGGGAGUCUGAUGACAGAGAGCUGCAGAAGCUCAUCCCCUACAUGGAGAAACUGUCUGCAGCUGAGGAUUUUCGGGAGGUGCUGAAGAAGAGGAAGGAUCACUUCCACAGGCUGCUGUCAGAGGAUUGACAAACCCCCCACUUUGACUGCUUAAUGUGACUUUCACAGCCCAUGUUUGCUUUGGCGAAAAGGCAGAAGCCAGUUGGACCUAGGUAACCUGCAGACUGUUGGUUUGUGGUGGACCUGUGCGCCCUCCUCCGUCCUCCCGUUGGCUUGAAAUGACAGCAGAGCGGUGUUUCAGACAUGCUGCUGGUCACUCAACAGAUGUCCUUCUCCGGGACUCAUUACACAAGCAAUAAACUCAUAUCUGUGUAUAUUUACAGCUCAGAAUCCAAAAUAUGUUGUUUAUAGUCAUGAUUUUUUUUUUAAUUUAUUGAUUAUAUUGCAAAUCUACAGCUGUUAUCUGUAUAUUUUAAAAUGUUUUCUUAUGCAAUAAAAUAUCCCUGAUAAUAACUGGGGAAAAUAAAGCA